Messenger RNA from Chrysochloris asiatica (Cape golden mole), 381 nucleotides. Its product is annotated as putative protein TPRXL-like. The record is from RefSeq and is a predicted model, not a curated record. The transcript is spliced from 5 exons. Lineage: Eukaryota; Metazoa; Chordata; Mammalia; Afrosoricida; Chrysochloridae. The annotation marks the transcript as partial.
AUGGCCCGGCUGCCAGGAAACCGCCGGCCCCUGCCCACCCUGUCCACCACUAGCCCGCCACUGAGCGGCAAUGGUGAGGAGGUAGGAGGAGAGGCUGCUCUGUCCCGCAGCUACCAGAAGGCACGAGCAGAGAAUGGCCUGCAGAACAGCCAAUGGGAGCACGAAGGGUACGCAUUACCUCAUCAGGCAGUGCAGCCAUUGGUUGUGGAGUCCCGGCUAGGGAAGGGGGAUGUGGGCGGAGCCCGGGAACCAAGCGGAAAUAACCGCACCAAUCAAUCAUCUCUAUCAUCAUCACCAACAUCAUCACCAUCACCAACAUCAUCACCACCAUCACCAUCAUCAUCUCCAUCAUCACCAUCACCAACAUCAUCUCCAUCAUCA